AUGCCGUAUGGGAAAACUGUGGGUUACAUGCGGUAUGGGAAAACAUAUGUGGGUUACAUGCGGUAUGGGAAAACUGUGGGUUACAUGCGGUAUGGGAAAACAUCUGUGGGUUACAUGCGGUAUGGGAAAACAUCUGUGGGUUACAUGCGGUAUGGGAAAACAUCUGUGGGUUACAUGCGGUAUGGGAAAACUGUGGGUUACAUGCGGUAUGGGAAAACUGUGGGUUACAUGCGGUAUGGGAAAACUGUGGGUUACAUGCGGUAUGGGAAAACUGUGGGUUACAUGCGGUAUGGGAAAACAUCUGUGGGUUGCAUGCGGUAUGGGAAAACAUCUGUGGGUUACAUGCGGUAUGGGAAAACAUCUGUGGGUUACAUGCGGUUUUGGAAAACAUCUGUGGGUUGCAUGCGGUAUGGGAAAACUGUGGGUUACAUGCGGUAUGGGAAAACUGUGGGUUACAUGCGGUAUGGGAAAACAUCUGUGGGUUACAUGCGGUAUGGGAAAACAUCUGUGGGUUACAUGCGGUAUGGGAAAACAUAUGUGGGUUACAUGCGGUAUGGGAAAACUGUGGGUUGCAUGCGGUAUGGGAAAACAUCUGUGGGUUGCAUGCGGUCUGGGAAAACAUCUGUGGGUUACAUGCGGUAUGGGAAAACAUCUGUGGGUUACAUGCGGUAUGGGAAAACUGUGGGUUACAUGCGGUAUGGGAAAACAUCUGUGGUUUGCAUGCGGUAUGGGAAAACAUCUGUGGGUUACAUGCGGUAUGGGAAAACAUCUGUGGGUUACAUGCGGUAUGGGAAAGCAUCUGUGGGUUGCAUGCGGUAUGGGAAAACUGUGGGUUACAUGCGGUAUGGGAAAACUGUGGGUUACAUGCGGUAUGGGAAAACAUAUGUGGGUUACAUGCGGUAUGGGAAAACUGUGGGUUACAUGCGGUAUGGGAAAACAUAUGUGGGUUACAUGCGGUAUGAAGAAAAUCUGUUGGUAAUGUAUGAUAACAAGGCACAUAUUUAG
Haliotis rufescens (red abalone) is the source of this 1005-nucleotide messenger RNA. Its product is annotated as FMRFamide-related peptides type HF-4-like. The coding region runs from base 1 to 1005 and encodes 334 amino acids. The record is from RefSeq and is a predicted model, not a curated record. NCBI's taxonomy places the organism in Eukaryota, Metazoa, Mollusca, Gastropoda, Lepetellida, Haliotidae. The transcript has a single exon.